AUGAAAGCACCCCAUUUCUUCUUCCUCCUCCUCCUGCAACUCCUCCCGUAUUUCCCGGCCAUCGCCGCCGUCAAAUACGUGGCCUACAACGACGCGAAGAACACUCCGGGAGGGGCGAGGUUCGAGAAGGAGAUCGGAGUCCCGUACACGCUAAAGAUCAUGCGCGACAUCAACAACUUCGUGUGGGACACUUUUCAGCAGCACAGCGAAGCCGACCGGAAACAGGGCUACCAAGGGAACCUCAAGUCUCUCCUCUACCACGAGCUGACGCAUGUCUUCCAGUGGAACGGCGAGGGGCAGGCCGAAUACAUGAUACUCAAAGCCAACUAUUAUCCGCCGGGAUGGGGGAGAGGUGGGAUCAGGGCUAUGAUUUCACGGCUAGGUUUUUGGAGUACUGCGAGAGGUUGA
Salvia miltiorrhiza (redroot sage) is the source of this 408-nucleotide messenger RNA. RefSeq lists its product as uncharacterized. The transcript is spliced from 2 exons. NCBI's taxonomy places the organism in Eukaryota, Viridiplantae, Streptophyta, Magnoliopsida, Lamiales, Lamiaceae. The record is from RefSeq and is a predicted model, not a curated record. Bases 1 to 408 code for a protein of 135 amino acids.